CGUGGACAAGUUCGAUACUAUUAUAACAAUGGCAUCCGAAACCCCUGUGGGAGGACAUCUUAUAGCCGGCCAACAGAGACUUCUAAUUGAGGAACUCGUGGAUAAAUUUACUGUUGAUGAGUACUAUAAACGCAUACCAAUCUCUUACGGAGUCGAACUGCAGUUUAUGAUUCCCGUUCUAACAGCAGGCAACCCAGAUCCACAUAAUGAUGACUUCCGCAAGGUCGCCGUUGUCCCUCCCGAAACUACAUAUGAGCAAAAAGAAGACAUAGUUCGCGACGAAGUCCUACGAAUCCUCCGUGAAGAGGUAGGGGUGCCAGCGUGGACACAUCCUGGUCCUCCAUACCCGAUUCGCGCAACAGUAGACAUAAUGGACGCAGAGUCCCGAGCUGUUUCGGGUAUGGACCAGUACAGCCAAUGGGUCGUGACGACCGACCGGGAAUUAAUCCCGAAGCCAGAAUUCGCCGUGUUUUAUUCCUGGGUAGGCGUAAAAGUCAGGUCUAACAAACGAGUCGUGAGCUGGCCAAAUCAUUUUGAUGAAAUCGCACAGGCUAUAGUAGCUCUACGCUAUAAUCUCCGUAUGCGCCUCAGACACACAACAUUUUUAUCUGUCCAUGUAGGCGAAUCGUGGUUUGAUCCUAUGACAUAUGAGAUGGGGCCUAGGUUCUUCAGAGUAUUCUGUACGCUAUGGUGGUUUCUUGAACAGCAUGUGAUGGAUCUCGUGCAUCCAUCUCGUCGAACGAGCCCUCAUUGCCAACCUAUAGCGGAAAAGUCGCGUCUUGCCCGUAUGUCCGGCAUGGAUGUAUCAAAGGAGUUAUCGGAGGAGGGAAUGUUCCCAGCAAAUUUUAAGCAUUCUUAUGAGCAGAUACUCUACAUUGCUCCGCCCAGCCUUUUCCUUCAUGGCAUAGAAUGGGAGCGGAUCAAAACCAUCUGGUACGCAGAAGACGCCGAUACAAUUUGUCAGAAGAUGACAGUGCCAGUAACAAAAGAGAUCACCAUGUCAAUACCUGCAGGUGGGGACACAACGUUUUUUCGGACCGAGAGUAGAGGUAGUGUUGGUUUCCAGGGCUUCACGAAGAACGCCACCCCCGAGGAUCGUUGCUCACACAAUGAUGGAGAGACCGGUACGGUCGAAUUUCGAUGCAUGGAAGGUACUCUUGAUCCACUUUUAAUACUGAACUGGUUGGCAGUUGUUAUUAGGAUAUAUGAUUUCUCGCGGCGAGGUAAUACAGCUGACAUUAAGGCUCUAAUUCAAAGGGCAAGAGGAGCUGUUCCUUAUGAUGGCUUACAACUACUCGAAGACCUUGGUCUUCCCGAACAGUUUGAAUACUUCCAAGAGAAGAUUCGUAACCAUUGGAAAGAGAUUGAUAUAGAUCAUGGUCAUGAUAUGUUCGUUGGUCGCUAUGGCGAACCAACAAGGAAGGGUGUAAAGUGGGUAGUCCUUUGAAUACAUAUUUCUGAUAGUGUUAUAUAUAUAGAGCUUCCAUGUGCUAAAAGGGGUAUCGAGAUAGAGGAUAUGCCAAGACGGCAGAUUCCAUAGACCCUGCUAUAAUCC
Hypoxylon trugodes is the source of this 1555-nucleotide messenger RNA. RefSeq lists its product as uncharacterized. The transcript has a single exon. The coding region runs from base 29 to 1447 and encodes 472 amino acids. Lineage: Eukaryota; Fungi; Ascomycota; Sordariomycetes; Xylariales; Hypoxylaceae. The record is from RefSeq and is a predicted model, not a curated record.